Messenger RNA from Podarcis lilfordi (Lilford's wall lizard), 31913 nucleotides. The record is from the annotation of a GenBank genome assembly. NCBI's taxonomy places the organism in Eukaryota, Metazoa, Chordata, Lepidosauria, Squamata, Lacertidae.
GGGGGUGGCGCAUUCUUGACAGCGGCGGCGGCGGCGGCUGCUACUGCCAGGCGCUGAGGGAGAGCGGCCGCCUCUUCUUCACACCACAGAGGAAAUAGCGGGAGGAGGCGGCGGCGGGCUGCUGUCUCUUGCAGACAUUUCAGGCAGGACUGGAGAGAGAGAGGAAGCGAAAGGCACGGGCAGAACAUGCCAGGCGCCCUGGCGAAGAGAAGCCGCCUUGCUCUGGGCUGAGGGAAGAACUCCACGACCUGAUAGUUCCUCCCUCGCCUCUCUGCUCCGAGCCGGCAGAGGAACGGGCUGCUACUCGGGAGUCGGACACACCUCCUCCAGGGGGCUCCGCUCGGCUUCCCGGCUGCGGAGCGAGCGGCGCCUCGGAGCCCCGGUGGGUGGGCGGGCCAAGAGAGCAAGCGACCCGCGCGCCGAGGGAGCCCGGCUGGGUCGGCGCCCAGCAUGGAGAGCAAGCGCUGCUUCGCCAACCGCUUCGACGACUACAAGGGCAGCCUGCUGGCCGGGCAGGGCAAGGAGGCGGUGGCGCCCUUGGUGACGGCCACGGUGGACCGCAUCCUCAAAGAGGUGCCCCCGCUGGGCGGCGCCGAGGCGGCGGGCGGCCUGGGAGGCUGCCAGGGCGGGCUGUACGGCGGCGUGGCCGGCGUGGCCUACAUGCUGUACCACGUCGCGCAGUGCCCGCUCUUCGCGCCGGCCCGGGACUCGUACCUGCGCGCCGCCAAGCAGCUGGUGGACGCCUGCGUGCGCUACGAGGAGGACUGGGCCGACGCCGACGCCGACACCCGCGCCGCCUUCCUGCUGGGCGGCGCCGGCGUCUAUGCCGUGGCCGCGCUCGUCUACCAGGCGCUCGGGCUGCCGGACUGGGCCAGGCCGCUGGGCAAGUUCCGCGAGCUGUGCGAGCUGUGCGCCCCGCUCACCUUCCUCGACUGCGGCUCCGACGAGCUCUUCGUGGGCCGCGCCGGCUACCUGUGCGCCGCCCUGGUGCUGAAGCAGAAGCUGGGAUUGGAGGUAGCCUCGAGUCCCUGUCACGCGCCACACUCGCUCUUUGCCUCGCCUUAGGACAGGGGUUCCCAAACUUGUGGUUUUGGAACUACAACCCCCAUCAUCCUUAGCUAGCAGGACCAGUGGUCAGGGAUGGUGGGAACUGUAGUCCAAAAACAGCUGGAGACCCAAGCUUGGGAAACCCGGCCUUAGUACUUCUUCCUUCCUUCCUUCCUUCAUUUCCCUGCAGUAGGCAUGUGAGCCUGGUGCAGCAAAACCUGCAGAGAGUCUUGUGGCACAUUAUAAACACAUAAGCCUUCAUGGGCUAGAGUUCAUCAGAUCUGAGGAACUGGACUCUCAUCCAGGAAAGCUUAUACCAACUUUAAAAAUAAUUGGCCUUUAUAAGCUGCACCAAGGUUCUCUGUUGAGCUUUGGUGAAGGGUAAAAUGACUUUCCUGGAUGCAAGAGAGAAGGUAUUGGCUUGUUUCCACACAGGUCAUCCCACUCUUUUGGGAUGUUCUUUGCUCCUGCCUUCACAGUUCUGGAUGUGAUAUUUGAUCUUUUUGUCUUUACAAACCACUGAAACUUGGUUCAUGCGUUUAGCCUUGUAGAAAUGGAAGGUGUGCAAGGUGCGUGCAAGAUCAUGCUCUAUUCUUGACUUUCCCAUAUUUACCCAAACUUGUAGCUCUUUAAAGAUAUUCUAACCUUGUAGAAGGCAGAUGCUACCUUGAAAAAUGUGUGUUUGUCUGAACAUCAGCAGCAAUGGAUUCAAAUCACAUGAAAGGGAAUUCCAACUGAACAUCAGGAAGAUCUUUCUGACAGUAAGAGCUGUACAACAAUGAAACAGACUCAUUUGGAAGGUGGUGGACUCUCCUUCCAUGGAGGUUUUUAAGCAGAGAUUGGAUGGCCAUGUAUGAUCUAGUUGAGAUUCCUGCAUUGCAGGGAGUUGGACUAGAUGACCCUUGUGGUCCCUUCCAUCUCUAUUAUUCUAUUAUUCCAAGCUCUAUGCACUUCCAAUUGAUUUAUAGACAUUCUGAUGUUCAUAGGCACGUAGGUUGGUAGCAGAACUUGCUACUACACCCCCUUCCAUGCACACAUGUAUUUGUUCUGUACUGCAGCAUGCCUGUGAAGCAGGGAUAGGGAACCUGCGACCCUCCAGAUGUUGCCGUGCCACAGCCCUCUUCAUCCCUGACCAUUGGUCAUGCUGACUAGGAUUGAUGGGAGUUGGGAUCCCCACAUCUGGAUCCUUUAAAGGGUUUGUGGAUAGUGUCUAUAUGUGUACAGGUUGAACUUAUGUAGGUUUUGUGCACAGGUUCAAGAGAACCCAUGGUAGUUGGCGACAGGAAUGGUGGGCAUGAUUCAACUCUUCCACUCUACAUGCCCAUUUCUAUAUGAUGAUGAGUGCCUGAAAAGACUUUUCCUUCUUACUAGAGGUUCUCCAGAAUAAAUAAUUUGGUGUCUUCCAGCCUUAACUUUGUUGCCUUAAUCUUGCUUCCCCUCCCUAAUAUCUUGAACGCAAGGGUGCAGUUGUUUCCUCCUCAAGGUGACAACAUCUGGGACAGGAAAGGAAGUGUGAUCUCUUAAGCAAUUUUGCGUUUGCAACCUCUUAUUUCCUUGCUCCACAAACAGGUGGAUGGAUAUUCUGACCUAAUAUGGGGUAAGGCGCAAGGGGCUUCAUUCAGAAAAGCCAAGAGGCACAAUUGCUCUAAAGCCUCAAAAUCUGUUAUCUGAAGGGUUUGUCUGGAGGCAAGCAGUGAAGAGUGCUUCAAACACAAAGGAAAAAGCUGCACAGUGAAUUGGUUCCAGAUAUUUAUCAGGGAAGUGUCUUUCAAUGCUUCUUGAAAAAUGCUUGGGGCUACUUCUCUUCCAGCUCACCUAAGCAGCCCCUGGACUUUUUCAUUGGUAUUGGGGGGGGGCAGUUAAAUACUUAACUAUCUGAGGUUCUGCACCCCUGACAUAAAGCCUGGCUACACCCAUGGACUUUUUCCAUCUGGGCUGGGGCAGCAACUCUUUAGCCUCUGUUGCAGAGAUGGGGAAUCUGUCCCCCUCCAAGUCUUGGACUGCAACUCACAUAACCCUUCAUGGUUGGACAUACUGGCGGGUGCUGAGGAAAGCUGAACCACAUCUGGAGAGUCACAGGUCCCCCAUCUCUGUUCUGUUGGCUUGGGCUGGUAUGUGUUUCUCAACUGUACCAGGUAGCCUAUUCUUCUACCCCAUUCUUGAGGGGAGAUUGAUUAUACUGGGAACACUUGGCUAACCCUUUUUUUUGGAUGUAGAAAUGGUGACUCACUGAUCACUUUCACUUUUCUUCAUCUCAGGGGCUCAAUUUUAGCAGAAACCUAGUGUUACAACGAUGGAAGUUUCAUAUAUAAGUAGAACUGACAGGUCAUGGAGAGAACAGGAUGUGAAAUUAAGGACAUCUGGUUUUUGGUCUCGGAGCAGUGCUUUUCUGAAAUAUGGGACAUUGCUAUAUAUUUAGAGGUAGCCCUUGAAAUAUGGGAUAUCCAUAUUCAAGUGUAGUUGUGGUAUAAGUGAUGUGAGAAUCACCCUCUUGAUACCACAUGCUGAAAUUACAAGAUACAAGACACUGUGUUGUGACGCACAUGUUUGUUUGGAAAUUCAUCUUGUCUUGCUUCCUGAUGUUAGUGUGUGCAGGAUGAAAUAUUCCUAGUUUGAGAAGCACUCAAUCAGUAAUUCAGCUACUAUUGUAAAAGUCAAUUAGUUAUAUAAGAAUCAACAAAGUUUACUUACACAACAUCUUCAAAUCUUUCUUGUUUAAAUUUACUUUUAAGUUCUCUCCCACCACCAUAAAAAAACUGAUAGAAAGUGAAUGAACACUAGGUUUAAAAUAGGUGUACACUUGUGCUAUAUAGUAUAAAGCUAAGUGUAGAUCAGUUUAGGUUCAGAUUUUGGUUUUGGAUGAAAGUGGUUUAGGGAUGAGCGACUUCACAACAGUUAACUACAGAUUCUGCAUAAAGUUGGUUAUUGGUUUCCAUGAUAAUGAUUAAGAUUGUGUGUCUCCAAGUCAUCAUCAGUAUUCCUGUUUACUAUACCCUGUUCCCUCUCCUUGGAUUCUAUUUUAUAGGAGGCUUGGUUAUAAAUAAAUCAAAUAAUUCAUUGGACACUUUAUUCAGUUUAUAUCAACAUUUGUCAAAACAAAGGAAUGACUUCAGGAGGCUGCAGUCUAGCAAAACUAAUAAUAAUAGUGUUCUUCUAGUUCAUAUAGAUUGUUUUCAUAAACCACUUUGAGUUUAAUUCUUUAAAAAGUGACUAAUAAAUAACUGUGAGCAUAGAAUAUAAUAAAAGCAUUGCCCUUUACUUUAACAGUUUUUAUUAACACAGCCACUUGCAUGUUGGGUGCUGAUUAAUCAAUUCCUCCCAACUUGUUGCUUUAGAGGAAGAAAUAAAUAGUGGAAGUUGCAGACCAUGGAAAUCAUUACAAAGGCAGAUUUAACACACAUAAAUAGGUUUAGGUUUUGUCUUUGGUAUGUGGUGUGCAUGACCAUAUUAACCAAACUAUUCACUGACAAUAUUGCAAGAAAUGUUUGCAUAUGUUUCCCCCCAAAAAAUAUAUGAUCUUCUGUGACUAGACCUUAGACUAGGAUGUGUGAGCUGCUUACUAAGAUUUUCCCCAUUUUCCAGCCACAUAACUGCAUUAAUUUUAAAUGGAAAUUGCAGUUAAUCCCACAUAUUGUUAAGAGCCGUUACUUCCACUUAGGACUCACAGCCCUAAGAAUGUGGUCUGCAGGGGAUUUGAUUUUAUAUUGUGAGAAGGCUGAACAUGAGAAUUUAUAUUUUAUUCAUCUAAAUUAGGCACCCCAUAUGCCAUAAUAGACUUUUUAAUACCAAUAUAAUUGCAUUCACACCAGGGAAUUGCACCAGCAGAACUGCUUCAAUUUUGACAGCAUAAAAUCUCCGGUCUAGGGCAGCAUGAAAAAUAACUUUCUAACAUUUACGACUGGUUUAAGUUACUGUACUGCUUAUAGCAUUAACAGCAUAAUAUAUUUUAUAACUGCAGCAUUUUGCAUCUGUAAAUUUUAAGCAGCAGGAGCUCAGUGGUUUAUUAUUGGCAGUGUACAUCAUUAAGCCCAGUGUAGAGAGCCAUUUUGCCCUUGAGCUAGUCAGGGGGCAUGAGCAGUGCAGUGGCUCAGGAGGGGAGCUUGGUUUGGGGCAGUCUGAGCUUAAACUCACAUUAGCCAUUAAUUCACUAGAUAACCUUUAGAUAAGGCUGUGUCUCUUUCCUUCAGUCCUGCUCCCCUCCAACUGUAGUAUUAGGAUACUGUUACUCACGGUACCUAUCUUAGAGGGUAAAGAUGACUGGAAUAAUGUGCUUUAAGUGCUUUGAGCACUAUAAAGACAUGUAUCUACAACAUUAUCUGGCUCAGAUUUCUCUGCAGGGUGGGUAGCCAAUGUGGUGACCUCCAUUUGUUGUUGAGCUACAGCUCCUGUCAUUCCUAACUACAGACCAUGUUCGCUAGGGCUGAUUGGAACCUUUGUCCAUCAACUCCAGAUGGAUGCUAUGUUGGCUGCCCAUCUCUGGACAGCUUCCUUACAGUAUCAGUAGGUACAUAGUAUGUUCUCCAUCAUGUGUAAAAGGCAAAUGCUCCUUUGUUUUUUAACAAUGGGUCAAACUAGGUGUGACAUUUGCAUAGCUGCUCUCCUCUGCCGCUGCCCCUGCACUUAAUUGCAUAGCUGGCAUUGGAGCCUCAAGAUGGAUUGACACUGGUGGUGCAAGAGGAAGAGGGUGUUAACCCUUUGCCCCUGCUAUAGUCCAUAUUGUAAUAGAGGCCUUUUGAACCUACUAUUCACAAUGGGAGGAAAGCUGCUGUUGGCACCAGUCUAUCAUGCGUGGUUUGGCCAUGUCUGUACAGAUCUACCCUCCAACAUUUCUCUGAUAAAAAUAGGGACAUCCCAUUCCAUACCUUCCAACAUUUCUCCUAGGAAAAAAGGGACGUCCUAAGGAAAAGCGGGACAUUCUGGGAUCCAGUCAGAAACCGGGACUCCUUCUGUAAAUCCGGGGCUGUCCCUCAAAAAUAGGGACGCUUGAAAGGGUCUGCAGGGGCCUGUUACCUAAAGCCAAAAAAGUAUGCAUCUCUUUCCCCAUGCCUCUGUCUCUUGGAUACAUUGUAUCUCCUUGCAUGCCUACUAAAUUUCCAGUGAGGAAUAUCUGUAAGUGAUUAUCCAUCAACACAGUUCAUUUUGGAAUAAUGAAAGUGUGGUUUUCUAGGCUUAAUCCUCAAAUGUAGAGGUUCUCAGUGGGAGUGAGGCUCCUAAUGUUGACAGCGCUGCCUGACUUAUCGCCCCCCCCCCAUCACCCUUUCCUUUGGGGCUAUGUUGGUGGCCAUCACUGACUUAUUGUGGGAGCAAAUUCUAUAUUUUAACAAUGUUGUGAGCCCAGUUCGGUGGUACAAAUGUGACAUGUUGGCUUUUACAUGUUAUUGUAAUUAUGACCAAUCCUGUGGCUGCAUGUUAAUUCUAUCAAAAUUCAUAAUGAGAGUUGGUUAAAUGAAUGUUAUGGGAUUCCUCAUUUCCUAAAAACUAUGUUGUAAAUAUUUUUAUAGCAUACGAUAAAACCCAUUUCCUAAAAACUAGAAGAAAUGUUAAUUGAAUUUUGGGUCACUUAAACUGAAUUCUGUUUGACACUAUUUAAGGUAGGACAGUUAGUAUAUGAAACAAUAAUUUCAAUUUUUAGCAAUAUUGUAAUUUUGCUGCCCACCUAACCUGCUGCCUGAGGAACAUGUCCCCUUUCCCGCUCUUAGAUCCUGCACUGAGACCAGUUGAGAAAGAACAAGGAAUUCGAAAAGCUAAUCUUAACAGAUGGCUUGUUAUCAAAAUGAAGGGCUGGUAUCCCAGGACAAAAGCUGAUCAUGGACAAACGCUCUAAUUUUAGCAACUCUGCGGGAGAUAUUGCAGAGUUUAAAAUACUGUAUUAACAUUUGAAAGUUUCAUAAUGGCAUGCAAGGCACAAAGCCCAGUCUCUGCACACCUAUUUGCAGCCACUUUUCCAUAAAGCACCUUUAGGUUCUACUUUGCCACUUGUUAGUUUCAGCCCCAGAAUGAAAGACUGACAGUCCUCGAAGGAGGUAACCUCAGCAAUCUUGCUCUGCAUCACAAGAGAACAGCAUGAAGAGAGGAGUACAGAUUUCCAUGCUGAUUCUAUUCUGCAUACAGAGAGCACUUCAAACCUAGCACUCCCUCUGAGCCAUAUGGCUGCUACAGAAGCACCAUUAUACAAUGUCACUUUAUCACAGAAGUGCUGAUAUAGUGCUGCUGUCAGGAUUUUCCUCCCCCAGGAUAGAAGAUUAAGUACCAGAGCUCAUAAAGUGUCAGGAGCACAAUUUAUUUUCUUUAAGAAUGUGCAAGUGUGGCAUGCAGAUUCUAAAAUUAUAAUACCCCCUAAAGAACUAAGCCGCUUCAAAAAUUGUAUACAUAGUACUGCUUGGUAGUGUUACUGUUGUAAACUAAAAUAUUAUGCCUUUUGAGACAGAGGGCAAACAUUUAAAUUAAUUAAAUAUUACAUGUACCUGUACAACCCUCCUUGUUGGAAGCUUGAAUACCUAUUGGAAGAUUGAUCCACCUGCGUGGUUGCCAAGUUGAGGCCCUGCAAGGACUAGGGAUGCAUUGAUCAACCUCUUUCUGCCCCACACCAAUGUUGUGUGUACACAUAUAUAUAACUAAUACAUACACACACACACACACACACACACACACACACUGGUACACUACUAGUACAUGCAGAAAAUGAAACCAAUGUCCAGCAUUUUGUGCGCUGAUUAGACUGAAGACUGAAAUAUUAGGAAUCCAUUCAAUCCCUCAUGCUUCUUCUACCCCAGGCCAAAAUUAUUCUGAAUAGCUUUUAUUCUGCAUUCAUGGAUACUGAUGUGCACCCAUGCUUGUGCUUCCUGACUCUUGUGUACUAGGGACUGCGGAGGCCUGCAUAAUUCUCCUUGAGAACACAAGCCACAAGCUACAAUUACUUAAUGCAAAUCUACUGUGCUUGUGAAAGAUGAAAAGUUUUUUUAAAAAAGAAAAAUCAGGCAAAUGUCUUCAGUAGCUUGGAGGUAUAUUUAAAAUUCAGCCAUAAUUAAACUCCAUUCAUUGUUUCUAGUCAUCCAAAUGCUUGCUGACCUUCAGUUAAUCUUAUGCACACUGUAUUCUGCUUGAGCAAAAUAUAAUUAAUUUUAUUUGCAAAAUAUGCAUUAAUUUAGUGAAUUCAGGGAUGCUAAUCUGUCGAAGAAUUACAAUUCUAAUGUCAUAUACAAAAAUAUUCUGAGCUAAGGAAUACAAAAAUUUUUGGAGCCUGCACACACAAUAUGGCAAGCUGCUUUCAUUCCCUUGAACAUGUACUGCUUAGUCCUACAACGUAUCUUCUGACAACAAAUUGGACUACAUAACAUCAGCCAUACUAUGAAGUGUUCAUCCAGCUGUACAUUCUCCAAUGUGAUCUAUGCCAUCACCUGUCAAUAGUAUCCUUCUGCUGUUUAUGUAAACCAAAUAGGUCACUCUCUACGCAAAACAGUAAACUGAAACAAAUUAGACAUUAAAAACAGCAGUAUUCAGAAAGCAGUGGGAAACCAUUUUACUUCGCUGCUGAGCUUAAAAGUCACCCUGCUUCAAUGAAACAGCAUCAACAAAGGGCCCCAGAAUGAAGAUGCAAAGUUAUAAUUCAUAAUAUUAAACCAUAUCUAAUUUCUGACUGUGCUGAUGAUCCACCAGUAUGUUGCUGCUUUGAACAAUGAGUCCCACAUUGCUUGACUCUUGCAUUUGUUUGAGCUCUGUCUUGGAAGGGGACAACUUGGAAAAGGUAAUUUUAUAUACAAAAUGGAAUGCGCAGCCAGAGGAAAACCCACAUCUCCCUCUGCACAGAACAACCCUCUAACCACAUUUCCUCAGGAGGAAACUGGAGAGUAGCUCAUGAUUAGGCCUUUAUAGUUUCCUGGGUAAAUCCUCAUGACAUCCCGACCCUAUAGCUCUUCACCUGAGAAAAGGGUAGAGUUUUCCCACAUAGAACAGAAGUCUGUACUGUUGCCCCUCUCUCCCUGAUUGUGAAUGCCACGCAACAAAUUUUAUGAAAUACCGGUAAAUUCCAUUUCUCGAUUCACACAUACUAAUUGUAUCUGAAAGAACGACUUAUCCUAAUCUUAUCAACAGAGUACCAUUGUUGGCAUCAAGAGACAAUGGAGUGCGCCUCCAGGGGCGAAGUCAAACUGCUGCGUUAGCAGCACUGAAGUGACCUCCCCAGGGUGCAAGCCUGGGCAGUGUGUAUUUAGAGCCUAGGGCUUGCCGAUCAGAAGGUCAGUGGUUCGAAUCCCCGUGACGGGGUGAGCUCCCGUUGCUUGGUCCCUGCUCCUGCCAACCUAGCAGUUCGAAAGCACGUCAAAGUGCAAGUAGAUAAAUAGGUACCACUCCCGCAGGAAGGUAAAUGGCGUUUCCGUGCACUGCUCUGGUUCGCCAGAAGUGGCUUAGUCAUGCUGGCCACAUGACCCGGACGCCAGCUCCCUUGGCUAAUAAAGCAAGAUGAGUGCCGCAACCCCAGAGUCAUUCGCAACUGGACCUAAUGGUCAGGGGUCCCUUUACCUUUACCUGCCCAGAUGACAAGACACCCCCACCACCAUCCCGGCCUCACUGAUGUGGCCCAAAGGAAAGGAAAGCAAUAUGUUUGGUACCAGCUUAGCUACAAGAAUUGCGGAAGGAGGCAUACACUUCUUCCAGCAAUUCUUCUUUCUUUCUUUUAGCUGUUGCAGCUAAAACAACAAGGAGGAGACUUCUGGCAAUUCCAGAAAGUUAAAGUGGCAUAAGCUUUCAUGGGCCAAAUUCCAGUUCCCCAGAUGAAUGAAGUAUAAUCAUAAACUGGCAGGAUUAUAUACACACACGGGUGGUGGAGAGGAGCAAGACCAGAUGGAAAUGAAUUAUUAUUAUUAUUAUUAUUAUUAUUAUUAUUAUUAUAUAUCCCGCCCAUCCGGCUGGGUUUCCCCAGCUACUCUGGGUGGAUUGUAACAUAUAAAACACAACAUUAAAAAAACCAAGAUAAACUAUACAAGCAACAAACAAACCAAUAAAUCAACAAAAACCAAUAACAAUAAUAACAACAAUAAUAAAUAGUUUACAGUUAUAUCCAAAUGGAAGUAACCGCCAACCCCAAUUUAACAUUUAACCAACACCAACCCGACAAAAAAUGAAACAGAGGAACCAAAAUUAUAACCAUUUAAAACAUUUUAGCCAGUUGCCCCAACCCAGGGAGCAGGUCUUUCUUCCAGCACUCAGGCAGCAGCAAAAGAACAGUGAUAAUUGACACAAACAAUUGACAAGUCAAUUUCUAGUAAGGUUGCCAUGUUGCUUGCUUGUAGCACUUCAAAUAAUGACCAUGGCUCUGUGGUAUAAAAUAAUUAUAUGAAUUGUUUCACUGUGUCCUUUUAAGGCUCUUGUAACCAGAUGACCCUAAAAUUAUAAUAAUAGCAAUUUCCCAUAAACUCAAGAAGUGACAUUUCAGAUAGGCCUUUCUUCCCCUUUUAGCUCCCUGCAUGUUGAUUUUCUAUUUGAGCCUGGACUUCCUAAAGAUUUUUCUGUUUAAUAUUUUGGCAGCUAUUCAGCUGAAAAGCCCAGAAUUGCAUUCCUCUGCCUUUUCUACCCAAUCUGGAGCAGCAUUCGCCUUCUGGUUCUUCUUUUGGUUCUGCUCUAUCUUGUCUACUGUAUUGCUUACUAUGUUCAUUCUUUUUGCCACAUGCUGCCUGCAUCUGUCCUUCUGGCCCUUCUCUUCUGGCUUUGUUUGUCCAGUCUCCCAGGCAUCACCAGGCAUCUGCUGUCUCCUCAGAGUGCCUCCUUUUCAUUUGCAAUCUAUUUUCACAUUCUGUUUUCCUGAGCUGCUCCAAUAUGUUGUGCUGGCACAGGGGAGCAGACCUGCAAAUUGAAAUUCAGCAGACUAUUUUUGUAAGCGUCCCUUUGCAGACACAAUGACGUGCAUGCUAAAGAAGGGAGCUAAACAGCCAGCCAGUUGGUCGCUGGAGUUUUCUUCUUCUGAGUAACUCAUGUGCCAUCUUCUGCAAAGUGAAAUUGGGGUGAGUGGGGCUUCCGUCACUUUCUCCAGAAUUGCCUUCCUGUGUGAUUACAUUACACCUCAUUUCCAGAAGGCUGUAGGUCAGUGGAAGUGCAUGUGCUUUGCAUACAGAAGGUCCAAGGUUCAAUCACUUGUAUCUCCAGGUAGGGAUGAUAGGAGAGUCUCUUUUCUAAAAUCCUGGAGAUCUACUGCUAGUACAGUGCUGAGCUAGAUGGACCAAUGAUCUGAUUCAGUAUAAGGUAGCUACAUUGGCUGAGGGUUAUUUCCGUUGGGUUGUUAGUUGAAUAUACAGCAGAUAACAGUGCACACUACUGCUAGUUCAUGGGUAGCCAGCAUGUUGCCUUCCAGAUGUUGGAUUGCAGCUGGCAUCAUCCGUUGCCAUUGGCCAUGCUGCCUGGAACUGAUGGGAAUUGGAGCUCAACGACAUCUGGAGGUCACUACAUUCACUACCCUUGCUGUAGUUACUUCUCAAAAUAACUAAUUGCACUCUGAAUCUAAAUACAAUAGUUGCACCUAUUUUCAAGCAAUAACUAUUGGAUCAGGAGUUUAUGGGGUUUUUAUCUCCUAAUGCCAUGUUAUUUCUCUACAUCUUUUUUGUGCCUGAGGGUGACUUUGUGUGUUACAUCAUGGGUUCUCACAAAAUGGUGGCACAGGGUGGAGCCAGUCACAAAAUGGUGGUGGACUUGGUGCUGGGCUUGUUAUAGUCAGCUUUUACCUAAUAUUUGAAAGGCAUUCCUGUGGCUGAAAACACACCGUGAACACACCCUAGGCAAUUGCGACUCAACUGAAGAGGCACCUGUGUGGUCAUGUUUCAGACACAAAAUGUCUAUUAAAGAUUAGAGAAAAUAUGUAAUAGACUCACAUUGAGGGAAAAGGGAGUCUUCUUUACACUGUAAUGUGUGAAAAGAAUCUAUCUGCCCUUCCUAGAACAAUUUUAGUGCUUAGCAUUUAGCAUUUGAAUGCAGGUGGGAUGAAAGCAUCACCAUUAAGUAUUUGAUUAUUAGAAAAUCUUUAACCAUGUAAUAAGCUGCUCCCAUCAAAAAACAGUGCCUUAGCAAACCCACCUUGCAUACUAAGGACAUACUGUUUUGGUUUCUAGUGGUGCUCUUGCUUGUCUUUGUCUUGAAGAAAUGUUUUUUCUUUCUACCUACUGGGAAUAUUUUUAUACUGACUGAAUCACUUUUUCUGACAAAACAGUCUUUUCCUCCCCCAAGGAAUGCUUAUUUUAUAUGCAGUGACAGCUGAGAAGGAGGCACAGGAAGGCAAGACUAACAUAGCUUUAACCUUGCCUGUAUCCAAGGCUGAAAUGCUAAAUGUUUAAUGAGGAGAAUUUACCUUCCUGCUCUUUUGCUACUGCAGAUUGAAUGGGGAGAAUGUGCUUCUUACUUCCGUUGUUCUUCCAAUUCGUUUUUGCUUUCUCUCUCUCUCUCUCUCUUCUUGAAACAGAGCAAUAUCGAGCCUUAUGUGAUGUCUGCAUUCAGAAUGUGACUUCAGUUGUGCUUGGAUUCAUGUGCUUGGUUCCAGGCAAUGGCAACAGCUGUCUCUUUAUGCCACAGGAGUUUCUCUAGUUGUCCUUUUGUAGUUGUCUAUGGUGUGUGUGUGUGUGUGUGUGUGUGUGUGUGUGUGUGUGUCAGAGAGAGUGUGUGUCUUAUAUAAGAAAUGAAAAUGGAUCUGGCAUGGAGGCUACUGGGUCAAAAUCAUAACUACUCAUUUAUGGGGGAGGGCAUAGAAUACUGUAAAGUUAAAGUGUCUUGAGACUUCACAACCUUCAUUUGAUCUUCCUCUCUUUUACAGAUCAGCAUUCUUCUGUAGCCUAAGCUAAUGUUUCCAUUCAUUGGGUUGUUAAUGCAGCACAAAUUGCAAAUCAGCAGGCAAAAUAAAAGUGGCUCUUUGCCAAUGUGGAGUUCUCUUCUCUUGUGCUUGCUUGUUAGCACCAGUGGAAUAUUAGGAAUGCUGAGAGUAUAUGAAAAUGAGCCACUAAAGAAAAACAGACAAGGUGUUUUUUUGGAGUGAGCAUUUGUUAUGGCUUGCUUUAUUUAAUCAUAGCUCUUCUAGAUAUACAUUUUAAUUAGCUGACUCUUCCACCAGUCAAAUACACUUUUAGAGGUCACUUGACGCGGGUGGCGCUGUGGGUUAAACCACAGAGCCUAGGACUUGCCGAUCAGAAGGUCGUGGUUCGAAUCCCCGUGAUGGGGUGAGCUCCCGUUGCUCGGUCCCUGCUCCUGCCAACCUAGCAGUUCAAAAGCACGGCGAAGUGCAUGUAGAUAAAUAGGUACCACUCCCGCAGGAAGGUAAACAGCGUUUCCGUGCGCUGCUCUGGUUCACCAGAAGUGGCUUAGUCAUGCUGGCUCCCUUGGCUAAUAAAGCGAGAUGAGCGCCGCAACCCCAGAGUCGGCCACGACUGGACCUAAUGGUCAGGGUUCCCUUUACCUUUACCUUUAAUUCUGUUCUGUUUUACAGUGAGUUGUGAAAAAGGAUGAGAGAGCCAUCAUCGCCUGCUGUGUGUUUUCUCUUUUAGCUAUGAGCAUUCUUCUGUAGUAUGAGUUGAUGCUUCCAUUUUAGGGGCUGUUUAUGAGGCAUAAAUUACAAAUAACUGAGCCAAAUAAAAGUGGUAAACAGAUUUUUUUCAGGGUUCCAAAAUAAUUUUGAACAGAGACAACAGCGGAGAGACCAGAAAUGAGUGCAUACAACAAGAGCGACAAGACCUCAACACUCUUAGAAACUCAAAGUCUUUCUCCAGUCACUACUCUGUAACAGUGUGCCAUCUCUCUCCCUCUUUCUCUCUUUUCCCACUUGACAAAAUAACACCCAUAAAUGGAUAGAUGAGUUGCUGUUUGAUACCAAGAGUUGCAGAUAGCUGUUCCAGUUUAUUUUUUAAAAAUAUAUUGUUGUGACAGUUUACAGAGCAGGACAUGGUGACUUUGUCCCACAGUCCUGCAAGUCAUACCAUUGCUACAGUAAAAGAAAGAUUAUUUUGGGUGACCGUAGUGCUUUAAUGAUAUUGUUUCUGGGGUAACCUGCUCUCCAUAUAAAGAGGCUACACAUAGAUACAACAGAUGUGGGGGAUUUUCCGUGCAUGACAUUGUAACGAUGGCGUAGUGCAAUAUAUUUUUUGAUCUUAGGUUAGAUUAAUAGCCGUUGUGAUUUAUCUUCAUCAUCUUAAGGGGUGAGGAACGAUUGUCUUUAGAUUAACAUAUUAUGAUUUGUUGGCAUCAGGUACAAAUUAAAAUGAAACCAUUGCUGCCUAACUUGUGAUGGGUGUAGGCUUUUGAUUGUCUUUUCCUAAUUUAUAUAUUUAUGGUUUGGUGGGAAGACUGGGUGAACACUUUUACUGUAUUAAAUGCAGCAAUACAGUUUGCACUGGAAAUGGGGCAGCCCCCAAACGUUGGGGCCAAAUUGUAAGUAGUGUCCAGUAACCCAGUUCUUAUACCUGGUAUUUCUAUAGCUGCAUUGGCUGUGAAAUAGUUAUAGUAAUAGUAUAUGGGCCUCACUUCUUAUUUUGUUUUGUUUUUUGCAAAAGUAUUCUAUUGUGUCUUUUGCCCUUUUUGGCAUCUCCCCACCAAACCCUCAAAUAGAUCUUUAAGAAUGAGAGUUGGAGAAUCAUUUUGUGUGUUUUGAUGCAGAUGAUGAAUGUGCUAAAGAAAAAGAAAAAGUAGUCCUGAAUCAUGAAAAGUAGCUAGCUUGCUUGUUAAAUCCCUGCUCUUUGAGAUCACUGGCAAAAUUCAGAAACAAAAAACAUACAAAGCAUCACCUUCCAUGACAAAGACUUGGAGUAAAUCACUGUUCCUAUAGGCUCCAUCAGGAAAAAAGAAACUGACCUGAUGGCAUUCAAGACCACUUUUUGAUGUGCUGCAUUGCAGCACAGCUUUAGAAGCCUAUUCUGCUGGGCCAAAACCCUCUGAAUGCUGAAGUUAAGUUAGCCUGUUGAAUACAAACUGUGUUCUUCAUUUCAUAGCAUUCUUUGUGUAUACCGCAGCUGCUGCAAAAGCUCCCUCUGCUGUUCGUUCUCCACAGUUGUGAGAUAUAAAAUGAAUGCCUUUUGUUGAUGUCCUUACAAACAAGUAUCAUAAGAAAUAAAUCAAAUCUACAUAGCUGACUAAUAAAUUCAGCUUGUUAAUUCUUCAUCCUACAGAUUAUAAGCUCUUGUGGGUUGUUGUUUUGUGUGUGCGCGUGUGUGUGUGUGUGUGUGCGCAUUUUUCUUUUCUUUUAUGGCAGUAUAUAUGGAACUCCAAAAUUCAGAGUUGGGGAAUACCUUUGUUAGGACCAACCCAAAUAUGUACCACAAAAUUGUGGCAAGCUUUCAAGUUCUCCAAAACUCUUCAGAGCUCUUUAGGUGAAUAUUUACUUCAUACAGUGGUACCUCGGGUUACAUACACUUCAGGUUACAUACACUUCAGGUUACAGACUCCACUAACCCAGAAAUAUUACCUCGGGUUAAGAACUUUGCUUCAGGAUGAGAACAGAAAUCGCGCAGCGGCAGCAGGAGGCCCCAUUAGCUAAAGUGGUGCUUCAGGUUAAGAACAUUUUCAGGUUAAGAACAGACCUCCAGAACGAAUUAAGUUCUUAACCUGAGGUACCACUGUAUAUGCAAAAGUAAAGUAGUGAAGGUAGGAACACUAUUCAGGUGUUGCUCCAAUUACUUUGGCGGAAGGGAGCAGGUUUUGUCUUCCUGAAUGCAGCCUGUUUCUUAUGCUCCAUUGAACUUCAAUAAGAAGACUUGAGAAUCAAGCCCACUCUUACGUGUAUAGCCAUGCCUUGGGUGACAUUUCUUGGUCAUGCUGGAGUGUGACAGUGAGAAUGAAAGCAGUAACUGUCUUUUAAUAUAACAUAAAUAAAUCAGUAUCCUGCCCUAUAAUGAUGUAGUGCAAUAACCCAAAGUUAUGAGUGUUCUAACUAUUUAGGGGAAAGCAUCAGACAUGGGAUAUUGCUUGACAGCCCACUCAGCUGUGAUGAAGGACACUGAAGGUUGAUUCCACCUGGGUUUCCAUGUUAUAUAAAAGUAUUUUGUAACAUUUGGGGCUUUAUAUUGCUGUUUAUAUAAUCAUGUGAGGGGUUUUUUUAUAGGCUUGGACCAAUGAAGCAUGAGUGGGACUCCGCCCAUGCAACAGGCUUUCCUGCUGCGCAUUAUUGCAUGCCCUGAAAAGCUUCUCCUGAGGGAGAGCCUGUGGAUUGCUGUGGAAUGGGAGGUUGCGGGCAGCUGCAGCAGGAGAGGAAUCAGCAGAAAUCAUUGGUAGGCAAUUGCGUGAGCAGAAAUGCCUUCCCCUCACACAAGAGACCUUUUCUCUGCUGUAAAUUCCCCCUUUAAAUUCUUCCUAAAUGAUAUGAAGCCUACCGAUGAAGAAAAAUAGAUUGAAUAGGUACUGAGGAAAUGGUUUAAUUAACUGAAGUGCAUAUCGUUAGGAGUCUAAUUAAGAAUAUGCAAAGGAGAUUAUUCACUCAUUUUGUACGCAUGUUCUCCAUCAUUGUAUAAAACCCAUUUCAAACAAAGAAACUGGUGGCUCCUUCAAAUGUACCUUUUGUGUAUUUCAUUUCAUCCUUCUGGAUGAAACAUGGAACUCCCAUGAUUCAUCCUGUUGCCACAAAACAUCUCUACCCUGUUUGCAGUGAUCUAUCUCUAGCAGCACGCAAAAUCCACCAAUCUUGUUUACCAUUUUUCCAGCAUUGUUCUAAGUGAUAAGGAACAUUGUUCUAAGUGAUAAGGAACACCCGUAGGCAGUGUUUACUGGGAAGUAAGGAGCAGCGGCAAGGUGCUGGAGAGCAGAGUUCUCUUUGAAUGUUGUACAGCCUUCCCUUCACCCCCUCAGACAGGCUGCCACCCUCACACACUGAUGGACUGAUGGAAGCUGGAGUUCAGCAACAUCUAGAAGGCCAUAGUUUCAUCAACCUUCUUUAAGGAUUUGGGGGAUCUUUCACCUUUCAAAGGAUACCUCAGGAUGAAAUGUUAGAAAUUACAUUUCACGCCUACCACGUCUGAUGGGUUUUUCUCCCUUUAGGUGUUGACUGCACCGCAAAUUAAGUCAAUCUGUCAAGCAAUGUUAGAGUCUGGGAAACAGUAUGCUCUGAGGAAGAGAAAACCAGUUCCACUCAUGUACUCUUACUAUGGAACAGAAUACCUUGGUGAGUAGCUUAAAAUUAAAGCUUCUAGGUGUAUUCCUGCUGAUUUUCUAGCAAAUUUCCAUUGCAUUUUAAUGGUGCAGGAUCUAAGAGUAAGCCUGAGUAAGUCCCAUUGACCUAAACAGGGCUUGAUUCAGAGGAGACAUGCAUAGAAUUCCACUAUGAGAUAUCAAAUCUGUGCACCCAAAGAAAUAUAAUAUACAGACUGACUAUCUAUCUAUCUAUCUAUCUAUGAGGACCCAGUGCUUUUUUCCCCUUAAAAAUCUUUAAAGGUACUCUCAUUUUCCUACUCAUAUUGAAAUACUGCCCCUCAAUGAGGCCAAACUUAGAUUCACAAAAUGUUUAGGAGUAUGCGUACCCCUGCAUCACCCCAGAAAAAAGUACUGUAUGGACCAAAUGCACAUCCUUUGUUUUCACUGUCAAGUGUUCAGAUGGAUCAUCAGUAAGAAUUAUUUUAUACUAGGGAGUCAAAACAAGAAACCUGGCUAUGAAGUGGUCUACAUGAGCAAUAGGUGAGGAUGAGGCUAAAAAAUAGUCAGAUCUAGAAACAUUCAACUGGGGGGGUUUUGUCCUGAAAGACAUACUAGGAAAUAUUGUAUAAAAAUUGAUAUAUAUGCAAGCAGAAAUCUUGUCUUUAGUGGUGAGCCAGAACAGGAUAAAUUCUGUUAGGCAAAGCUUUUCACCCUUACAAAAAAAGGGCACCAUAUCAGCAGUCUUGUGAGGACAGGGGUGAAAAUGUUGAGCUCUUUUUUAAAAUAACAAAAGCCACUUUGAAGGUUACUCGCUGCACGAUACUCUGAAGGAUCCUCUUCAUCUCUGUUGCCAAGCCCUUUGUCCCUUCCAUUCUCUUGUUUAAAUCAUUUGUCAAAUGAGGGAGAGGGUUCACACUGUGCAGUGUCUGACACAAAAUGUACCUUUUCUUUUGCAAGAGGUGGCUUGCCUUUGAGUGGAGCUUGAGCCACCCAACAGCAGGUUUCGUCCAAGAUGCAAAACCCUGCAAAAAUUCAGUGCACCGCAACCUACUUUAUUGUAACUGUUUCUGUUCUUCACAGGAGCUGCUCAUGGCCUUUCAUCCAUCCUACAGAUGCUGCUUUCCUACUAUGAAUAUAUUCCGCCUGCUGAUCAGGAACUAGUAUGGCAGAGUGUUGACUUUCUUAUGGAUCAAGAGCAGAAUUGCAACUGGCCUCCAGAACUAGGAGAGAUGAUUGAACGGGAGAAUGAGCUUGUGCACUGGUGUCAUGGCGCUCCAGGUUCUUCUCAAUGUAGAUGCUGUGAAGUAGAUGCCAGAAAUUAGUCAUUAAAACACAAUUUCACCCAGUGCUGUUUUGCUGAGAAACAGGCCAAAUUCUAUCCAUUCGUAACAUUUGAUGUGAGGCUGCCACAUUUUUAACGUUACGCUCUUACUUAAAUAUUUUGUAUUACUGAAGUGACUAGAAGAUCAGACAAUGGAGGGAGCUCUCAAAACACAUAGAGAUUCCUUUGCUACUGCAGCCAUUAGAAAUCUGAAUGCAUUGCAGCGUAACUUGUUCAUGUGACUAUGACAGUUUACUUGCAUUACCAGAAUCCGGAGCAUCCUUUGAGGGACUUCUUUCUGGUGGAAAUUGACGCAGAGAGCAUCAUGGUCCUUCUGGGACUAAAACCUACUCAUGAAGAAUCAAACAGGGUCAAUCACAUUUGUGAUCGGCCCUAUUCAUUCUUUUACAACAUCCCCUCUGUAUAUAGUAAUGCAGCUCAGAAUGCAAUAACAGCCUGAUAAACUGCUUAAUUGUGCACUGCUGCAUGUCUAGUGGAUUUGCAGCAAUGUAAGCAACACAAACAUUCUUUAAAUCCCACCUUCUGCAAAGUGUCUCCCCCCCAAGCCUUUUUAUUUAUUUUAAAAGCCCACCAGUGAUCUUUGCUAUCAUCUAUGCUACCAGCCCCUCCUUAUCAUCCCACCUUUUCCUGCCCAUAAUUUAGAUUGCAAACAAGCAUCUAGGCAGGUGCCCCCCCCUUAAUUGCAGUAGGCAAUAGGGAAGGUGUGGAGAACAUUUCACCCUGUGGAUGUUGCUGAACUGCAACUCCCAUCAGCCACAGCAAGCAUGGCCAAUGGCCAAGGAUGAUGGGCAUUGUAGUUCAGCAUCACUUGGAGGGCUGCAAUAGGGAAGCAGGUUAGUGAAGCAGAGUACUUUAGUGAGGAUAGCUGGGGAUUUGAUUUAAUUUUAAUUAUGUUCUUACAUUUAUAUUCAGCUUUUCUUUUCUCGUGGAAUCAUGGUUCCCAGGCAGUAACUGGCUAGACCUGCUUGGCUCUUCUCGUGCCUUCAGAAUACAUCUUAUCUGUCUAUCCAUCCUACUAUGAAUUAUAUCAUUCAGUCAUAAAAUAAGAUGCCUUUUCAAUUUCAUUGUUCCGCAAGGGACAAUGACAAUAAAGAUAUCGUAUCGUAUCGUACCUGAGUGGGCAGGGGCGGGCUUUUAAAACUGAAAAACAGUGAUUAUUUCUGUUACCAGUCAACUAACCUGCACUUCACACCUAUAAAUAUGAAGGAGAGAAUACAUAUGAUCUUAUGUAGUAAUUGUUCCAUUAUUCAUUUCUUCACUGGUACUUACAACAUUUCUUUGGUUUGCUAUUUUCCUAGGCAUUGCAUACAUGUUUGCAAAAGCAUACUUAGUUUCUAAGAAGCCCCAAUAUUUAGACAGUUGUAUCCGCUGUGGAGAACUAACUUGGCAGAAGGGACUACUGAAGAAAGGACCUGGAAUAUGUCAUGGAGUGGCUGGCAGUGCUUACGUGUUCCUGCUCCUAUACAGGCUAACUGGAAAUUCUAAGUACAUCUACAGAGCACAAAGGUUUGUUCUUUAACAGAACCUCUUUGAAUAUUGGUGUAAUCCUUGUUCGGCGCACUUUUUUGUUGUAGAUCAUAUUGCUUUUUAAUGCUCCUUUAAGUUUAAGCUUCUUGGAGGUAACAACGUCCCUGUUGUAUUCAGACUGAUUUCUCAGCAGUGAAGAGAAGAGACCUAAAAUACUGUUAUGCCUCCCUAAGGACCAAGUUAGAUGUACCAUUAAAAGCAUUUUUCCAUUUAAUGGACUUGUGAAUUUUUUAAAACAUGGAAAUACAGUGGUGCCUCGCAAGACGAAAUUAAUCCGUUCCGCAAGAGUCUUCGUCUAGCGGUUUUUUCGUCUUGCGAAGCAAGCCCAUUGACGGAUUAGCGCUAUUAGCGCUAUCAGCUGUUUAGCGGCUAUUAAAGGCUUAAAGGCUUAGGGGAUUAGCUGCUAAAAGGCUAUUAAAGGCUAUUAAAGGCUUAGCAGAUUAGAUAAAGGGGGGGGGAAGCGAAAAAAAAUCUCAAGACUCGCAAGGUAUUUUCGUCUUGCGAAGCAAGCCCAUAGGGGAAUUCGUCCUGCGAAGCAACUUCAAAACGGAAAACCCUUUCGUCUAGCGGUUUUUCCGUCUUGCGAGGCAUUCGUCUUGCGGGGCACCACUGUAGCUGCUGUAGGGGUCUCCUAACAGCAGAGGUGGGGAGAGAGUAUAAACUCCCCCCCCCAGCUGUAAUACUAUUUUUUUAAUAAAAAAAACCUGGACACUGCUAUUUUGCAUUGGCAUCAAUAGGAGCUUUUCCUCCCAAUGCAAAUAGCAACAUGGGAGGUAGAAGAACAUGUUUUUAAUUGGGAUCACAGCAGAAGACAAUUUGUAGGAUCACUUUCUGAGGUAGUGAUAUUGCUCUCCCCCCUCCCCCCACACAUACAUGCACGACAGCUAUUUCCAUUUUUUAAAUAAAAAAAAAAUCAUGCAAAUAAAAUGCAAUAACACAGUUUUAAUGUCACAUGUGGCUUGGCCCUAAUACUCCAAGCAGUGAGGAGCAACUGUUUAGUUUCUUUUGAAUGAGAGAGCACUAGGGUGUUAUGGCAUUUCUGUGAUAUUUUCGUUAUUCAAAAAUAUAAAAGCAGAGCAUACACAUGGAAGCAAACAGGCACUCCUCCAAGUCAGUAGAUCCACUUCACCACACCAGAUCCCUCACCCUGCACCCCAAAGUACUUCACCUUGGGCCAACUCACAGCUCAUUCUCCAUCUCAGCCUCUGUCUCUGUGGUCUCUUCAAAACUGCCAAUUCACAGCUCUCUCUGUCUCCUCCUCUGAAGGUGAAUUGCCUAUUCAGGAAACAUUCACGGCUAUUAAACAACAUUAACAUUCUUUUGCCAAAGGUGCUGACUCCUAUCAGUUGUCACUUUAAGCAAAACUAAAGUGAUAGACCCAAUUACUGGUGUCAUUCAGAAUAGCACAAUAGCUCCUCCAUGAGGCUUUUGGAGCCCUCUGACUCCAACGGGCUAGGAAGCCAGAUAAGCCCGAAGAAACAGGACAAAGGAUUGUUAUCUACAGCUUCCUGUUUCUGGUGCGCUAGGAAUGGAGUCUUCCCCAACACCAUGGGAGACAGACAGACAGAGAUAAUCAGAAAUGGAUGGGGAAAUUUCAUUAUCUGCAUUCGUCUUCGAAUGAAAGAGGAACCAGGCUCUCACCUGCAGUUUGCCUGGUGGUCUGGCAUUUGCUUCCCCAUGGAAUGCGAGGGCAAGCAAAGGCACCGAGUGCAUGGAGCACUCUGGCUGCCGUGACCACCCCCCCCCAUCCUGUUCCUGGAAGCACAGGUUUUCCUGCUAAUUGGAUUUUAAUUGGAGUACACUACAGACAUGUGCCAGAGAUGAUGAAAUUAAAAACAGCAAAAACAACCCAGCUCCAAGGAUGUAAAAGGUUUGGACUGAGAGCAGAUUUCAUUCGGUGAAAGAGGCAGGGGAGCCCACGGUUUGCUUAUUUAAAGCUUUUUUCUACAUUUAUGUUAUGGCAAUCCUCCCCAGAAUGCAAGUUUUAUUAAAAAUAUCCGCACAAGUGAGGAUGGAAGAAAUUGGAAUAUAAUAUGGAAUUUAACAAAACUGGAACUGUGUGUGAGAGAAAGGAACUGAGAGGGAAGGGGGGUGGAGAAACGAUAUGCUUUGAAACUAUAGAGCAAAGUCCUCCCUAACCUCCAUUAUCCACAAAGGAAUGUAUUCGAGAUAAUGAUAAUUGGCCAUAAAUCAGCGACAGGGAGGAAAGGAGUCUACCACCUAUGGGAAUACAGUGGUACCUUGGUUUACACACUUAAUCCAUUCCGGAAGUCCGUUCUUAAACCAAAACCAUUCUUAAACCGAGCCAUGCUUUCCCUCAUGAGGCCUCCUGUUGCCGGUGCCCUUCCACUGUUCGGAUUCUGUUCUUAGACCAAGGUAAAGUUCUCAAACCAAGACACUAUUUCCGGUUUUGCGGAGUUUGUAAACCAAAUCGUUCUUAAACCGGACUGUUCUUAAACCGAGGUACCACUAUAGAUGUUUUUGGAUUAACUAUCUGCAGUCUGGAUUCAGACCCUUCUUCCUAGGCUGGAAAAAUGGUGACGUCGGCUUGUUUAUGGAAGUCGAAUCACGGGAUGAAGCAAUGCAGUGACUUUUAGAAACUGUGAGAUAACAACUUCUCCUGGGGCAUGAUGGGAACCAUCAACAGUUGCAGAAAUGAACAAUACAACACCAUAUAUGGAUGGGGAAACAUCAUGGCAAAAACUUUCACACACAGGAAAGAAGAAGGAUUAUAGCUAUAGUUCCUCACUUGAAACUUUACAAAUUAUCUGUUAUACCAACAUGAAUAGAAAUCACAAGGUUGAAGCUGCUAUAUAAGAGAUUAUUAUAUCUGAAUGGAAUGUGAUGGAAAUUAUCAAAACUUUGGAAUGCAGAAGAAAUGUAGAAGAAUGAACUCAUUAACUAUAGCAUGCAAGGGGGCCAGUUUAAUUAAAUUAUAUAAUUUGACACUUGAAUAAUUGGUAUUAAUAAUUGUAUUAACUGGAUAAAAUUGAUAUUGUUAUAAUGAGGCUAUUGGAAUGACACUGGAAAAUUAUAUAUACAUAUACAUAUACAUAUAUAUAUAUAUAUAUAUAUAUAUAUGGAUUGUUAUAUCUACAUCUUGGUAUUUUAAAGUUUCUGAAGUAGUAUUUUGUAGUUUGGCUUUGGAAAGUAGCUAUGAGUAUUAAUAAACAUAUCAAGACAUAGGCUUCUUUUCACCACAGAAAACCUCGACUCUUAUUUCUUGCUGUCUCUAUGAUCAGCCAAGAGCACCUUCUUAAUUUCUGCAUCAAAUUAAGGCAGGAAGGACACAUAAGGAUGCUUUUGAAGGUUGCACCACAGCUAUGGAAGCUAGGACAGCUUUUCAUCCCAAAGAGAGUCAUCCUUUGAAGGCUUGGUCUUGGAUGCAUUUCAUGAUAAUUGCAAAAAAACAAAAACCCUAAAAACAAAUCACACAUUUGCUGGUUCAUCGUGGGUGGGGAUGUGUGUGUUACUUUGCUUUUGUAUUAUAGAGAUAUGAGUAGUAAAGGUUUUGGUAGAAACUGCAACCUGAGGUUUUUUCCCGUGGCAACCAAGACACCACUAUCCUUAAUGGAGUUUUGUGAUUCCCCCCUCCCACCCAGAUCUAUGGAGCUCAAGUUGGGAUCCAGGAGGUCACCUAGUCCAACUUCCACAUUGGUUUUUUUUUUAAUGAUAUUUAUUACUUUUUCAAAAUUUCCAACACAACACUACAAACAAAAAGAAAAAGAAAAAAAGGAAAAAAAGAAAAAACAAUACGAAUACAAUACAAAAACGCUACAUGGACUAACAAAUCAAGCAAAAACAAACAAAAACAAUUUAAAAACACCUCAAACAUUUUCAAUAUCUUAUAUUUCAUUCACUUAUUUCCAGCGACUUCCUCACACCUCCCUUUUUGUAUUCCACUUCUAUUAUUUGUUUCAGCAAUUCCUUUCCAUCUUACUCUGUUUUCUGUUCUAUAAUUAUCUUAACACAUUCUUGCCAUACUUUUCCUUUAAUUUUCUAUUAAUCUAUUUAUACUUAAUUCCUUAUGACAUUUCUACUAAAGCCAUGUAAUUUCAUUCCAACAUUUUUCUAACAUUCCUUAAUUUUACAAUAUUUCUAUAAAUAGUCUUUAAACUUUUUCCAAUCUUCUUCCACCGACUCUUCACCCUGGUCUCGGAUCUUGCCAGUCAUUUCCGCCAAUUCCCUAUAGUCCAUCAACUUCGUCUGCCAUUGUCCAACACUUCAGUGUUUUCAAGAAGCAACCAUUCUCUCAACCAGCAAAAGGCAGAUGGUUCACAAUGAAAUUUAAAGGUCUGGCAGGGCAGGCCCACCUCCUUCUUUAGCAUCCAUCAAUAUCUUAAGCUUAACUCGAGGCUUCCUGCCCUGCCAAACAACUCUAGGAGCAUCCCUCUGCCACCUCCUGAGACCCUCCAUCCCAUCCAGAGCUUGCAAUGUUUGAAACAAAAGCAACAUCCCCAGCAACACAGCAGCCCUCAUCCCCACCACAAUAACUCGGCCCAACAGUAACAACUUCUGAUUUGUCCAUAUUUCCAAAUCCCCCUUCUCUUCAAUCCAACAUCCUUCACAGUUGUCCUUAAGCAGAUUCACAUUUUUGGCGGUCAUACUAACCCCCAAAUACUUCUCUUUCUCAGCCAAUGUUAGUCCUGUCGCCUCCUGAAACUCUGUCAGGCUUUCCUUUUCCAAUUCAGAUAGGGCUCUGGUCCUCAAAUUCAUCCAUUCUUCUUUAAGUUCAAUCAUAACGAAUGUCAGCUUAUGUUCAUCAAGUUGUCUUUGUAUGGAUGGGACUCUCCUCUCCAGUUGUGUUACUUUAGAUUCAGCAGCAAGGGUUUUUUCCUUGACUUCAUCUGCAGUUUGCCGUAUCAGAGUAGAUUCCUGUAUCAGUUUCUGGGUGGUUUCUGAAUUGGUAUUCACCUUUUGUCCCAAAUUAUUUAAACUUUCUACAAUUAAAUCAGUUUCAAUAUUUGCAACAUCCAAUUUCACAUUUAUCGCAUCUGUUUUCUUAUGGAGUUGUUCCAGCGAAUCGUUUAUUUUCAAUAAUGCAGCCACUAAGGCCUCCUCUGUCGACAUCCCGUCUGUUUUUUCCUUUCCGUUUGCCAUAACACUUAAGAGAUUCAAGGUCAAUUCCAAAGUCUCACACUUUUCUUAUCUUAUCCCCUAGCCCAGCUCCUAUAAAGUAACCAAUUUCAAAAGCUUCCACUAGGGGAAAACAGGUUGUAUUUGUAUCGGUCAAUAUGUCCUCUUUUAAACACAGUUUCAAUAAUCCGAAGUUAGUUUCAAUUUUCAGUUACUUUCCUCCUUUUUUAAAAACAACCGGAAACAGUAGAAACAAUGUAUUUCUCUUAUUUAGCUAGCUGUCAAUGAACGUUCUAAGCGCUGUCAAUGAACAUUCAAAAAAAAAACCCAACCCCAUCAGUCUUACUAGCAGCCCGUUUCCAGGGUCAGAGCGGCGGUGUUAUAAGCCUCUUCGCUCUCUCCCGCAGGCGUACUCAAUCAGCAACUUCCCCCUCUCUUCUCCUGCCUCCAAGAGGGGGUUUAAUGUUCUUUACCGUUGGAAAUUUGAUCUUUUACAAAAGACCUUCCAGGACUCCAGCUUGCAACUUCGUUGCCUCAGUCUAUUUACAAAAAGGGAAGGCGGACUUCCUGUUUUGAACCGUCCCGUUACGAUACCAAAAUAAACUUUUAGAGAUCCAAUUCUUCCGUUUCAGCUCUACUCACGGGUAAUUACUUUAAAGUCAAAUUGUCCACAGGAAAAGGUCAGCGCUCUCCGGCAACAGCUAUGCGGCUUCGCUCCGUGGAAGAAGCAGACGAUUCGAUGCACUGCGCCGCUCACCCCACGUCGCUCCGGAGCCCCAAAAACCGGGGUUCCCCGCGAGUGGGGGAGGCGCGAAAGGUGCCCGCCGAAUCCCACGUUCACAGGCUUCUCCCGCCUGUGAUUUUAACGGGUCUCCGCCUUCGCCGUGGCGGCCAGACCCAGAUUUCCACGGAGCAGAUUCCUCCCGGUCAGAGGAAUUCUGCCAUUGCUGGAGGCGCCUCCCCCGGAAGUCCAACUUCCACAUUGCAACACGUGGUCCCCCAUCCAAUUUGAAACCAUACCAAGACAUAGCUUAGCUUUGUAAAUGUGCUAGCAGUUAUAUUGCUGCCACACUCUUUCAUUGAAGUUAGUGGGUUCUGGUGGGCUGAGGAGUUUGCAACAAUGCAGCAGUGCCAGUGUUCGCUCCAUGUGUGAGGUGUGGGGUGGUUUAAAAAUGGUCUGGAUGCAGCCGACCACACAGCCAGGAAAUGAAUCUGUCCAUAACACAUAAGAACAUAUUUGAUUAAAUCUGGUUCCAAACUGAGGACAAUUUUGAAUCCGGCUUGAAAUAGCAACAUGUUGACAUUACUGUACAGAGUAACUCUCUCUUUUUUGUCUUGGUUUCUUCUUUCCCUUAGGUUUGCUGAAUUCUUGUUUACUGAAGAAUUUAAGGCUGGAUCCCGGGAACUGGAAAGUGUUUACAGUCUGUAUGAAGGUUUCUCAGGGACAGUUUGCUUCCUGGUUGACUUGCUACAGCCUAACCAAGCUGAAUUCCCCCUCUUCAGUGUCUUUGUGUAAAAUGGAACAUGUUCCACUGCCGGGACAGGAUAAAGGCACUGUUUCAGUUCACUAUCAAGGAAAGUGAUUUUAGAAUAUGUCCAUUUCUGCAUUGCCACUAAUGAGAUAGCCUUAACGUUGCAGGGUGCGGGGUGGGGAGAGCAGGUUUAACACACACACACAUAUAUAUUCUGGGGCAUGGGAAGGGAAGCAUGUGGUUUAUAAAUAAUAGGUAGCAAUUUUAUUCGAAGGUUAGAAAAGGGUCUGGCAUUUUUACAAAACUGAAAAGGAAUCAAAAUUCAGAUGAAUGAAGGGAAGUUAAAUGAAGUUCACAAAAACUGACAGCGUUCUGUCUUCCACAAGGUAGAUUGGUUAAAGGACAAAAUGCAAAUUUGGAUUUCAGAGAAGUGCAAGUGGGGGAGAAAUGUGAACAAUGCAUUAUUUAAAAGCACACGAAAAGUAUAUUUUUAUGGUACAUUGGCACAUUCUUUUGGGGAAGGCAGGCAAUAAGAAAAGUAAAACUGUCAAACAUGUUUGACAUAUUCCAGAAAUUCAUAUUAGGGCAAUGUCUUUAUUAGGCCAACCAAAAUGCCACAAAAGAGCAUGCCGGGUUUUGAGCUCCCCAGAAUUCUUCAUGAGGUUAGGUGGCAACAACCUGGGAGAAAGCUGCCCAGCAAGAGUCUUAAGAUGGAGUGUAGGAGGUAGCAGACAUUCAAAUAAAGCCCAUUUUACGUACCUUGCAGGAAUCAAGCUCCAUUGUAGCCUCCUGGCAAGGACUAACUCAUAAUGGCAAAGUGCCCUUAAGAGAUGGGAACUCUGCCAUUGUUGGCUGGGAAUGAAAGGUGCUAGUCCAUCAACACCUGCAGGGCCAGAGGUUCCCCACCUCAAUUCUAGGUCACUGUUUCCCAGUGUAGGCAGGUGAAAUUGUUGCCUUUGCUUACCUCUUUGGCAACAGGUUUUCUCCCCUCAUUCUAAUCCUCAGCUAUAGUAAAAUUGCAAAAUCCUGCAACAGAGAUGGGUGCUUCUUAUUGCACGGGUCCUCAUAGGAUAAGAAAAUAAUCUUUGCUGAUGAGCUACAUUUGGUUUCAUAAUAUAUAUUAAACAAUAUCCCCUUGGGUUGAAUCAAAGGCUCCCUGUGGGUGAUGUUCUGCUCUCAGGAUGCUAAGGGAGCGAAGUAGAACUGGUGCAAAUUGUGCCCCGCCCCCACCGCCACCACUGGCGGUAUACAAAUUAAUUAAUAAUAAAACAACUAUAUAUUGUACAGUUUUUUCAGGAAUGGGUAACAUCUACCUAAAAUUGCAAAAACAGACUGAAACAACGCAAGAUCUUGUAGGAAUCCAAGCCUACACAUUUGUUUAGAAGUCCCUUGUGUUCAGUAGGACUCGCUGUCAAGAAAGUGUAUUUAGGAUUUCAGCCCAGGUUAAAUUCUUAAAUGUACUAGGUUGCUUCUCUGUGUAGUUAAAUAGAAGUUUAAGUAAUAUAAUGUGUUUUAAUUAUGCUUUCUUAAAGAAAAUGGAUUAUUAGUCUUUGCCAUAUAUUGUGUGCCUAUUUGUGAUGUAUAAUUCCUGCAUCCUGGUGUGUUAAUCAUCCCCUAAGGCGCUAUGGCCAUUUGUGACUCAUGAGGAACAAUCUUCAGAUCAUAGUAAAGCCAGCUAUUUUAACUAAAUGUAGAAUUCUUGAGUAAAAGUAUGAAAUAUUGUACAAGCAUUUUUUAUUAGAGCUGAGCUAUUGUUUUAGUACCAAAUAUGUACAUGUUAGUAAAUACCUAUUGCUUUUCUACAGAUUUAAAAUUUGCUAGGAAUACUGUGGUCCUAGCUUUGCUUAUAAUGUCCUCCCCUGACACUUUGUUUUUAAAUGUUACAAAUAUUCUGUGGGGGCUGGGAAAGCAGCUUCUCCCCCUUGAUCUCUCUGCAUUUUGAUGUUGUGCCAUGUAACUUAUUUCAGGGAGAAGUGCCACUGUCCGCCUCUUUACAUAAUAUUAUUUCAGUACUAGUCUGUGUAUGAACUCUUAUUCCUCAGCCAAGGCAAACAGCCACCACUAUACUAUAUUAUAUUCAAAUUGUUGACUGGAGGAGAAAAUAGAAUUUACAGGGAAUGUGUCCAGUCCAGCAGCUUAUCUCCUAAGGCAAUCCCACGUGGUCAAGUAAAGGAGGCCAAAGUGCACAUUAAAAAAAAUAGAUGACGAAGAUGUAAAAUCAUUUUAUGGAUUUGUCUUUAUUAAAAAGGAAGGCUCUUAGGAGAAUUACAUAUUAUGCUUCCACUUCUUACUUUCUGAAGUCAGCCAUACCUUGGAUCUCGAACACCUUGGCACCCAAACAAAUCGGCUCCCGAAUGAUCAAAACCUGGAAGUGAGUGUUCCAGUUUUUGAAUGUUCUUUUGGAAGCUGAACAUCCAAUGGGGCUUCUGCAGCUUCCGACUGGCUGCAGGAGCUUCCUUCAGCCAAUCAGAAGCCGCUUUGGUUUUCAAACGUUUUGGAAGUCAAACGGACUUGUGGAACAGAUUGCAUUCGACUUCCAAGGUACAACUGUAUUGCCCCAGGUGUAUUCAGUAGAGUGUGAGCUUCCCACCUCUGUGACAUGAAUAUAGAAUGCAUACCAUAGUCAGGAUCUGUUGGGUAUACAGAAAAUAAAAUUUCAGCAAAGAAAUACAUAAGUCUAACAAAUAUAACAAGUCCACAAUAUAAUGGGAAGCUAAGCCAACAAAUACACAAGGAGCUACACAAAGUCCUGUCUCAGUCUGAUAUCGCAGCCCUUGACGCUGACUUGCUCUUGCAACAAUACAAUUGGCUAAGUAGCUACCAGCGCAAAGGUAAUUUCAAGGCAAGAAACUUACAGUGCAGUCCCGUGCACAUUUCCUCAGGAGCAAGUUCCAGUGAGUUCAGUGGGACUUAUUCCCAACCCAAGUAAGUAUGCAUAGGAUCACAGCCUUAAAGCGCAAUCCUUAGAGUGUUUUCUCAGAAGCGAAUCUCUCAAAGUUUAAUGUGUUUAAGAUCGCGGCCUUAGAAAAUAACCAAAAAGAGUCUUAUACUGCUGAGAGAAAAGCAUACAUACUGCAAAGCCAUAAGCCAGCAAUACUCAGGGCCCAUGAAACAAUACAGCAUUUUUAGGGAUGUGGCUAGGCGUAUUCCAACAAAACAGCACAAAUCUUGUUUCAUCAUACAACUAUUUAUUCCCCAUAUACUGCACUUAAAGAGUUGAAUUGCCUUGAAUAUCAACUUCAAUUAUAGCAGGAUUUUAGCAUAAUUUGUGUGUACUGAUGAAUAAUUUCUGUUCAUACAGACUUUGCUAGUAGUCCCUCGUGCUAUCAAUUUGUAUGUAUACUUAAGUGCAUAUUUUCAGUGAACAAUAUUGUGAUAAAAAAAUAUAUUCUUGUGUUUACAAACUGUAGAUAACAUAGCUAUGUUAUUUGAAGAGAGCUGUUAUUAUACUUUUGGAUGAAGUUUAUCAAAGUUAUUAUUGCUUUUAGGUCUCUGUGCAUGCUCCUCACAUUUUGGCAUGUUUUGAAAAUUGUAGUUUUCACAUGUUAACCCUGAUAGUAAUUGGUUAUCAGUUAAGUUUAACUAAAGCAAUAUGGUAUAGCAGACCAUGAUAUUUAAUAUUUAUUUUACAAAGCAGAGUGCUGCUUGCUGAUCAAAAAUAUUUAUAAUGUAGUAAGGUUAUAUAGUGAUAGACCAAAAAUAUUUUCUAUACAAUAUUUGUAUAAUAUAUACAGUGGGGAUAAUAUUCUUAAAUCCCUCUGUUACAUGUAGAAAGAAACUAAUCUCAACCAUUACAUUCUGUGUUAAUCCUUGUUGCCAUUUCCCUGAUGGAGGGAAAAUAAUACAGUGAUAGUGGGCUUGAGCCUCUAUUUGGGGCUAUUUUUGGCAGGAGCUCAGAAAUACAAACAAAGACUUCCACAAAAUCUCUUAGGCCUCAUCUGCACUACACAUAGUGGUUAAGAGCGGUAGACUCGUAAUCUGGUGAACCGAGUUCACAUCCCUGCUCCUCCACAUGCAGCUGCUGGGUGACCUUGGGCUAGUCACACUUCUCUGAAGUCUCUCAGCCUCACUCACCUCACAGUGUUUGUUGUGGGGGAGGAAGGGAAAAGAGAUUGUUAGCUGCUUUGAGACUCCUUAGGGUAGGAUAUCAAAUCCAUCCUCUUCUUCUUCUACAGCAGUAUCAUACCACUUUAAACCAUCACGGUUUUCCCCAAACUACAGUUCCCAGGAUUCUUUAGGGGAAAGCCAUGACAGUGAAAGUGGUAUAAUGCUGUUUUAAAUAUGUAGUGCAGAGGGGGUCUUCAAUCCUAAAAGGUGAUGUGUCAGGGAACACUUACUUGGAAUUAAGCACAUCACUGUGAAGAUGAAGAUGAUUACAUUUAUACAGCUUCCUAUCAAUGAAUAUUCCCUGACUAGAGAAAACCAGGCCACAUCUAAUGCAUUGCCUUUGAGGAUGAUUUUGUCAUUUGUUUGUUUUAGAGCGCCCAUCAUCCAAAUAGGAUGACAAGGGGUUCAUAAUACAACAAUAAAAGAACAGAAUAACUUAAGAAUAACCACUGGAUACAAGAAAAUACUAAAGUAACUAAAAUCAGAGGAUUGCAGCUCCCCACAUGAGUACUGCAGACCACAGAACCAGCGCACACAAUGACCCUGACCAUACCUCAGUAUCAACCAAAAGCCUGGGUGAAUAAGUAGUGACUUCAGUUAGUGACAAAAUAAGGGUGAUUGAUGCACCUGUAGAGGGAAGGAAUUCAAUAAACAGACGUCGCAGCAUUAUCGCUAUAAAUGUUGGCAUUGACUGAAGUAGAUUCAAGCUCAAAAUGUUAGUAAAGACCAGAGGUCUGCUCGCAAAUGUCCAUUAACAAGUUCAUGUGCUGGCAAAGCCACAAGCUGGUGGCAAUGCGCAUGAGGUAGUCUUAAAGUAAUGUGUAUAUCUGAGAACCAGCAAAGAGCAAGAAGAAAUGUUUUCAUGUUGCUGAUAUGUACCCUUUAUUAGUUACCUCUGUCCAUUUCUUUCAGCACAUGGUAGUCAUUUCAUUAGUAUUGAAAACCCUCUGCUUUGAUACCUGCUCAGUGUCAUAUAUCGUCUCUUUACCAAACAAACUUGAUUUAUUCUUGUAGAAUCGCACCUUAAAUAAAAGUCCAUGCCAUGUUUUAAACACUGUGAUAUUUCAAAGCGUGUCUCUUGUACUCGUUUUGUAUUGUACACUGGAGGGAUAGUUAAAAUAGGGUUGUUGUUUUUUAGCUUUUAAAAGCAGUGAUCAGAAUAUUGGCUUAGCAAUGAGAGAAGAACUCCAUGUAUCCAUGCUAUUUAUAGUUAACCUAUGUGAUAUUUUGCCUUAAUUCAAAUAAAGUAUAACUGUAUUGUG